Messenger RNA from Phoenix dactylifera (date palm), 2121 nucleotides. Its product is annotated as xyloglucan galactosyltransferase KATAMARI1 homolog. Gene Ontology annotation, molecular function: glycosyltransferase activity. The record is from RefSeq and is a predicted model, not a curated record. NCBI's taxonomy places the organism in Eukaryota, Viridiplantae, Streptophyta, Magnoliopsida, Arecales, Arecaceae.
AGCCAAUGGACCGACAUGUGCCUCUUCACCUCCAACGCCGGCCUCGGCCCCCCGCUCGGCAACUCCGAGGGCAUCUUCUUCGAUGCCGGGUGGUACGCCACCAAUCAGUUCGCCCUCGAAGUCAUCUUCCACAACCGGAUGAAGCGGUACGAGUGCCUGACAACUAACUCCUCCCGGGCCUCCGCCAUCUUUGUUCCGUUUUACGCAGGGCUCGACGUCGCCCGAUACCUCUGGAGCUACAACACAUCGGUUCGAGACUCGCUGUCGCUGGACCUCGUCCGGUGGCUCAAGUCGCAGCCGGAAUGGACGGCCAUGGGAGGGAAAGACCACUUUCUUGUGGCUGGGAGGAUUGCAUGGGACUUCAGAAGGCCCGGAGAGGAGGAAAAUUCUUGGGGUGGCAAGUUAUUGGUCCUUCCGGAGGCUAAGAACAUGACCGUGCUGGUGAUCGAAUCCAGUCCCUGGCACAGUAAUGAUUUUGCGAUACCGUAUCCCACCUAUUUCCACCCUUCCAAAGAUAGCGAGGUCUUUGCAUGGCAAGACAGGAUGAAGCAGCUGGAGAGGCCUUGGUUAUUCUCUUUCGCCGGUGCCCAACGCCCGAACCAGACCGGUUCGAUCCGCAGCCAACUAAUCGGUCAGUGUCGUGAGUCUCACCGGUGCAAGCUGCUGAACUGUGACUUGAACGCGAGCAAGUGCCACUCGCCGAGCAGCAUCAUGAAGACGUUCCAGAGCUCAGUGUUCUGCUUGCAGCCCCCAGGAGACUCAUACACGAGGCGGUCGGCGUUCGACUCGAUGGUCGCCGGGUGCGUGCCGGUAUUUUUCCACCCGGGGUCAGCAUACGUGCAGUACUUGUGGCAUCUCCCGCGGAACUAUACCAGGUACUCCGUGUUCAUAUCAGAGGACGAGGUGAGGGAGGGGAAGGUGAGCAUAGAGGAGGCGCUGAGUAGGUUCACCGAAGAGCAGGUGAGAGCUAUGAGGGAUGAGGUUAUUAGGCUGAUCCCAAGGUUAAUAUACGCGGAUCCUAGGUCUAGGUUGGAGAAUUCGGGAGAUGCCUUUGACGUGGCUGUGGAGGGAGUGAUUGAGAGGGCGGAGAAGCUGAGAAGGGAGAUGUUGGAGUUGGAGGGGUUUUCGUCGCCAUUGCAAGAGUCCAACAGCUGGAAGUAUUUUUUGGUGGGGAGCGAACGUAAGCACGAGUGGGAUCAUUUCUUUUUUGAAAAGAAACGUUCAUAAACAGGAAUUACGUACUCAGAAGGGUGGAUACAGCAAAAAUUGCUCGGAAUAUAAACCGUUGCUAACAAUUCAUUUUUUUUUUCUUUUCAUUUUUUUUUUGAUGAUAACCCGAAGCUAUAAAUUCUGUCGAUUAUAUAUUUUUUUUCCAUCAAUUUCAUUGAAAAUAGUCUUUGUAUUACCAGGCAAUUAAAACCAAAUGCUUGGGAGGUAGUUUGAUAACCCAGAAACUUCCAAUAGCCCCUUGACAUACACGAGCAACUCAGACAAACAGGUUGAUACACUCAAGGCGUAGCUCCUUGACAUACACGAGCAACUCAGACAACGGGAGACUGCAGAAGGCAUAUGGGAUCCUCUGAGGUGCAACUUUUGCACCAGAAUCUUAUACCAUUGCUGUCAGACGUACUUUUCAGAUCCAUGUCUCCGCACAUCUCCAAGAUGGAUAAUGUGAUGGUUAUUUACGAUAGUACCACACUUUUCCCUUCAAAAAUUGCACCAAAGAGGAUCCCGUUUUGGGGCACAUAACACAGCCUAUCGUCCACACGAUCGGUGGGAAGUGGCGUGGGCAAUGUCCUGCACCGGAGCCAAGCCUGAAAACUCUGCGACACCCCCUGCUGAAGGCCCGGUAGUGCUGAGGCAUGCUUCCCCGAACCUACUCGGGCAAUUGCUUUGCUCUCACCCGAUGAGUCCCAGUCUUGAGAUGGGGCUGAGCCGUUACCGCUGGCAUCUCUAGCUAACCGAUCAGGCGAGCUCAAGCUUGCCCAACACUUUUUAGGCAUAUGUUUGGAUAUUUCUAUAAGAAGGUUCUGAAAGAAUCGAGACAACUCCGGCGAGCCUUUGCCCACCUCAAUGCUGAUUUCCAACUAGUGCAGAAUCAUUAAUGUCCUCAAAAGCCAA